Gossypium raimondii (Peruvian cotton) is the source of this 1282-nucleotide messenger RNA. Its product is annotated as protein DMR6-LIKE OXYGENASE 2. The record is from RefSeq and is a predicted model, not a curated record. The transcript has 4 exons. The coding region runs from base 90 to 1115 and encodes 341 amino acids. Lineage: Eukaryota; Viridiplantae; Streptophyta; Magnoliopsida; Malvales; Malvaceae.
UUACCAUCAGCAACACCAUCGCACAAGUUCAACUAAUUAUUAGGCAAAGAUAAAAACAAGUGUUAUCUUCAACUUCCAUUAAUCCUCCAAUGAAGCCGCUAUUAACCGACCUUGUAUCAACUGUGAAUUCCAUUCCUCAAAAUUUCAUUCGACCUGAGUCAGAUCGUCCAAACCUCGAUGAGGUUACCUUUGAUCAUUCCAUCCCUCUCGUUGAUCUCCAGCACCUUGAUGAUGGCCCCAACCGCUCUACCGUUGUCAAAGCCAUUGGCGAUGCCUGCCGAAAUUGUGGUUUCUUUCAGGUUAAAAACCAUGGCGUUUCGAAAGAGGUGAUCGGUAAGAUGUUGCAUGUCUCGAAACAAUUCUUCCAUUUACCGGAGAGUGAGCGAUUGAAGAAUUACUCUGAUGACCCUAUGAAGACCACGAGACUUUCUACGAGUUUUAAUGUGAGAACUGAGAAUGUAUCAAGCUGGAGGGAUUACUUGAGACUCCAUUGCUACCCUUUGGAAGACUAUGUUCAUGAAUGGCCAACCAACCCUCCAUCUUUCAGAGAAGAUACUUCUGAGUACUGCAAGAACACCAGAAGGCUGGCAGUGAGACUGCUUGAAGCAAUAUCAGAAAGCUUAGAUCUAGAAAGGGAUUACAUCAAUUCAGCACUUGGAAAGCAUGCACAGCACAUGGCUAUCAACUACUACCCACCGUGUCCCGAGCCAGGGCUCACCUAUGGGUUGCCUGGUCAUGCUGAUCCUAAUGCUAUUACCAUUCUCCUUCAAGAUGAGGUGCCUGGUCUGCAAGUGCUCAAAGAUGGAAAGUGGAUUACUGUCAACCCCAUUCCCUACACCUUCAUUGUCAAUAUCGGUGAUCAGAUACAGGUAGUGAGCAAUGAUAGUUACAAGAGCGUGCUUCAUCGGGCAGUGGUGAAUUGCAAGGAAGAGAGGAUCUCCGUUCCAACGUUCUAUUGCCCAUCACCCGACGCCGUGAUGGGACCAGCUCCGAAACUGAUCGACCCCCUCCAUCAUCCUCCCUUAUACAGGAACUUUUCAUACGGUGAAUACUACCGCAGCUUCUGGAAACGGGGUCUCAAUUCUGAAACAUGUUUAGACAUGUUUAAAAUUUAAGAACACCCAUUCCUUCGUCUUUAUGUCUUUUAAGUACCAUUAUGUGCGUUACCAGAAAUAAAGAUUUAAUUCAUAGUACUCCUAUAGAUUUAGUAUUCCUACCAAAUAUGUAACCUUGGAUCCAAUGUCUAAAGUGCUAUUCAGAAAUUUUAAUCCAUUGUGUAUAA